UCUCGUGUCCCCAUCUGAAUUUCCCUUCUUUUUUUUUUGCUUCUCCAAGUUGACUGUUAACUGUCCCACCUUGCUUUUGAAGUUGUCUCCUGAUUGGUGUGCUCCCCCUCCCUUACGUCACUCGGAAUAUGACGUUGAUUCUUCCUGUUUCCUCCAGCUGUGUCUUAAAGUAAAUCUUGUGGUAGCGCGGAGCCUCAGCUGAGCUCUGCCUGCUGAACUAAUACAAUUACAGCCAGCCAAAGGAGAGGAGCACAAAAGAUCUCUCUCUCCCUCUCUCUCUCUCUUGCCUUCUCCCAGCUUCUCUGUACUCUGCCUCCUGUUUGUUCUGUUAGCUUCACACACACACUCAUACACACACACACACAUACACUCUGUCUCUUAGUCAUUCAGACACACACAUACACACACGCACUCACACAUCCUCCCUCCCUUGUCAAAUUGUACUGCUCAUCAGCAGAUAGACCAAGCAUCGUGGCUCCUGUCUUUGACCGGCAAGAAGGAUCAGUUUGCAAGCACAUCUUGAGGUCCCAGGAUUCUCGAGCUGUGCCCAGCUGACAAGCUUUUGAAGAUGGCACAAUAACAGUCCAGUGAUGCCUGACCAUGACAGCGCAACCCUCUUAAGCAGGCAGACCAAGAGAAGAAGAGUUGACAUUGGAGUGAAAAGGACUGUAGGGACAGCAUCUGCAUUUUUUGCUAAAGCAAGAGCGACGUUUUUCAGUGCCAUGAAUUCCCAAGGUUCCGAGCAUGAUGUUGAGUAUUCAGUGGUGCAGCAUGCAGAUGGGGAAAAGUCAAAUGUACUCCGCAAGCUGCUGAAGAGGGCGAACUCCUACGAAGAUGCCAUGAUGCCUUUUCCAGGAGCGACCAUCAUUUCCCAGCUGUUGAAAAAUAACAUAAACAAAAAUGGUGGCGCUGAGCCUGUUUUCCCAGCCAGUGGGCUCUCCAGCACAGGCUCUGAGAUACAUCAGGAGGAUGUAUGCAGCAACUCUUCAAGAGACAGCCCCCAAGAGUGUCUUUCUCCUUUUGGCAGGCCUACAUUGAGCCAGUUAGAAAUGGAACGUUUGUGUGAUGAACACCUGAGAGCAAAGCGUGCCCGGGUUGAAAAUAUAAUUAGAGGUAUGAGCCAUUCCCCAAAUGUGGCCAUGAGGGGCAAUGAAAAUGAAAGAGAGGGAGCCCCUCGGUCCAUAAGCCCCCGAGAAAGCUAUCGAGAGAACAAGCGCAAACAAAAACUGCCUCAGCAGCAGCAACAGAGUUUCCAGCAGCUGGUUUCAGCUCGAAAAGAGCAGAAGCGAGAGGAACGUAGGCAGCUGAAACAGCAGCUGGAGGACAUGCAAAAACAGCUGCGCCAGCUGCAGGAGAAGUUCUACCAGAUCUACGAUAGCACUGAUUCCGAAAAUAACGAAGAUGGCAAUCUUUCCGAAGACAGCAUGCAUUCUGAACUCAUUGAUGCUAGGGCUCGGGAUUCUGUGGGCAGGUCAGACAGUGAAAUGUUUGACUUAGAUCCAGGGCAGUUCAUUGAUCGUGCCAGAGCCCUUAUCAGGGAACAUGACAUGGCACCAGAUAAUCAACGCAAAAGAGAGAGACCUAAAGACAAAGAUCAUUUGCAUAGCAUUUUUCAUCCUGAAGGUAAACACUUGGCAGAAACACUAAAACAAGAACUGAACACAGCCAUGUCCCAGGUAGUGGACACUGUGGUCAAAGUGUUUUCUGCCAAGCCUAUACGCCAACUUCCUCAGGUCUUCCCACCCCUCCAAAUGCCUCAGGCCAGAUUUGCAAUGAGUGGAGAAAACCACAACUUUCAUACCACUAACCAACGUCUGCAGUGCUUUGGCGAUGUCAUCAUUCCAAACCCCCUGGACACAUUUGGCAAUGUUCCGAUGCCUAAUUGUUCUAAUGACCAAACUGAAGCUUUGCCUUUAGUUGUCCGAAAAAAUUCAAAUGAACAGGCUGCUGCAGGGCCUCCUCCAAUUGGUAGUCACCAUCCUUCAUUGCAUCAGUCCCCUCUCUCAGCUGCUGCUAGUUUUUCAUCCUCUUCUUUCCGCCACCCAUUCCCUCUUCCGCUUAUGGCUUACCCAUUUCAAAACCCUUUGGGUGCUCCAUCAUCAGCCUUUCAAGGAAAAGACAGGUCAUCCCCAGAGUCCCUAGACUUGACCAGGGAGACUACCAGUUUGAGGACCAAGAUGUCAUCCCACCACAUGAACCACCACCCUUGCUCUCCAGUUCAUCCACCCAGCUCAACAGAUGGGCUUUCCCUAUCCUUCAUCAAAUCGGAGUGUGGAGACAUGCAAGAUAUGUCUGACAUUUCACCUUACUCGGGAAGUGCAAUGCAGGAAGGUCUGUCUCCAAAUCAUUUGAAAAAGGCCAAGCUUAUGUUUUUCUACACACGCUACCCCAGUUCCAACAUGCUGAAAACCUACUUCUCCGAUGUGAAGUUCAACAGGUGCAUUACCUCCCAGCUCAUCAAGUGGUUCAGCAACUUCCGGGAGUUUUACUACAUCCAGAUGGAGAAGUAUGCCAGGCAAUCCAUCAAUGAUGGGGUGACCAGCACUGACGAACUGUCCAUCACUCGAGACUGUGAGCUCUACCGGGCCCUCAACAUGCACUACAACAAAGCCAAUGACUUUGAGGUUCCGGAGAGAUUCCUGGAAGUGGCUCAGAUCACGUUACGAGAGUUUUUCAAUGCCAUUAUCGCAGGCAAAGACGUUGAUCCUUCCUGGAAGAAGGCCAUCUACAAGGUCAUCUGCAAACUGGACAGCGAGGUCCCUGACAUAUUUCGCUCCCCAAACUGCCUCCAGGAGCUUCUCCACGAAUAAACAGAAAAGAGAAAAUUCCACGGCUGGUUUUGAAUGUACAAAAGUGACUUUGUACCCCCCACCCUUCUCUUUUUCCUUGAGAGCCCCUCCUCUAUUUCAGAGUGUGUGUGAGUGGUUUAAGCUGUGCAUCUAUAAUACCCCCUGACAUAUAAACUAUGUAUUACAUUUUAUUUAUAUUCUUUAUUAAUUAUAAGCAUGGGGCUAGCUGUUAUAUGUCACCCCCCUUCACUAAACGAUUUAUCGAGCUCCCUGUUAAAUAGAGUAUGGAGAGAUGAGAUUGACAUGUAAAUAGCAUUUUAGGGCAUUUUAACCCGAUACAUGGAAGAUUAUUAUAUGUAUGAGCUAUUAUUAUUGUCCGUCUGUGGUUUUCAGAUCUGCUUUUACUUCUUUUUUUUUGCAGGGAAAAAAAAAACAGCUAGUAUGGCAAGUUUAUGGGGAAGGUCAUGUUAAAGUGUACCUGUCAUUCACACACUGUGGAGGCCA
This is a messenger RNA of Nanorana parkeri, 3293 nucleotides long. It is a transcript of the gene PROX1, whose product is annotated as prospero homeobox 1. The transcript has 5 exons. NCBI's taxonomy places the organism in Eukaryota, Metazoa, Chordata, Amphibia, Anura, Dicroglossidae. The coding region runs from base 591 to 2810 and encodes 739 amino acids. Gene Ontology annotation, molecular function: DNA-binding transcription factor activity, RNA polymerase II-specific; RNA polymerase II cis-regulatory region sequence-specific DNA binding. The record is from RefSeq and is a predicted model, not a curated record. Gene Ontology annotation, cellular component: nucleus. Gene Ontology annotation, biological process: regulation of transcription by RNA polymerase II.